ACAGACAGCCACACAUCCAGGCUGCCUUCAACAACAUCCACUAGCUUAGCUGCUGCUCCUCCUCCUCCUUCCCCAGUCUCCAAGAUCAGAAUUGGAGGGCUUGUACGCACCACCAAACCAUGCCGGGCAGCAUCCGAGUCUCAGCGUCGCUGCUGCGUCUCGUCAAAAAGAAAAAGAGAUCAUACUGCUCUAUCUUUUGCUGUGCAGACAUUCAGCCACCCGUCGCCGCUCCACUCUUCUUGCAAGUUAACCUGGGGAAAAAAGAGUACAGCGGAUAUAUUGGACAAGAUGGCUUCUCUUUUCCAGUUACAUCACUUCGAGAUAGCAUGGUGUUGUCGCUGUACGAUGCAGAUAAGGAAUUGGUAUCCAAAACAGAAGUGAAGACACGGUCGAUUGUCGAGCUGGGGAGUACGGAUGUUGUGUUUACCCUUGAUAGUGGAGGGGAAAUUAUCCUCCAGUUGCAGUUCUUGCUUAGUGAUGAAGAUCGCAAGCGUAUCCAAGAAAUGGUAAUAUGCCAAUUUGAUGGUUCAUGCUGUUUCCAUGAAAACUCAGAAAACAUCUUGCUUGAAAGGUUCAUCUUAAGUUACGGUAUACUACUCAUGUUUAUACUAUUUCCUUUUAUUCAGAGGAACUCUGCGAUGAAAAGGAAGCAGCAAGAGCUGUUUGGGAAUGGCGAUGAACUUUAUUUCCAAGAGAGCACACCACCUAAAGAGCAGGCAGAAGAGAUCUCCGACAUCCCAAACAAAGAAGACCGACUCACGCUCCGCAAGAGCAUGUCGACGGAUGAUCUGAAACGGAGGGCUGUUUUUUCCGAAAUAAGCAUUGGUACGAAUAAAGCGGCUUCGAAGAAACCCCCGUUGCAAGCUUCGACGUCCGAAGGCCCCAUUGACAUGAAGGGUCUACCGCCGAGAAGUGACAUUGGCUCUAAAAGAGGGCAGGGUGAACCGGAGAGCAGGUCGAGCAGCGCGGUGAAGAAGAUGAUCAGCGCCUUCGAGAGCAGCUCUCCGCAGGGACCGCCUUUGGUGCCAAGGAUCAAGUCGGAAGGGUCGUUGGAAGGGAUGCUGUCGGCUUCCACCAAUCCUUCAGACAAGCUUCCUACUACUGGCGUGCCACCGAAUGUUUCUGGGGAUAUAGGUUCCGAGUCACGGUCAGGAAGGCGCGCUACGACGAUCAUCAGCAACAAGAAACCAAGCGCGUCUAGACAGGCCGGUCUGUUGAAUGCUCAGGAGAGCAGAAGACGGAGUUCCAGCAGGCGCGACAGAGCAGCCAAGACGAGCAUGGGGGAGAGUGCAGAGAAGCAAAAGCAUCAUCGUCGCUCCAUCGUUCCGAUUCAUUCGGGCGGGACAUCUAGCAUCACCUGGGCCGGCCACCCCCACAUCUGCAUCACCACCGCGAGCAGGCAGCUUAAAGACCUCGUCGGGCUUGAGCACCUGAAUUCGAUGAAGAAUGCACAUCAGAGCACAAGGGAAGAAGACACUGAAGAAGGCACGAGCAACGACGACGCGGUGGGCUCUAAGCGGCGGCGAUUCUACGGGUUCCCGGCGCUAAAUGGGUGGCUGAUCAACCAGGGGGUGCGUGGCGUGAUCGUCAUCAUAGCCUGCGGCGCAGUGUUCCUCAACAACAUGUGAAGGAAGGAAGAAGAGGACUUGAUACAAAAGCCGUGGUCCAUGAGAUGGAGUGUCAUUUGUGCUAAGUAAAUAGGCAAUUUUUUGACUAAUUUAAUCCAUAAAUAAAUGACUAGCAUGGCAUUGUCAGAAUUAACGACACACUGAUACUGAUCUAAACAUGCACGUACUACGUAAACAAUAGGCCAUGCAGAAGCUGAAGCGUCCUCCAAGUAGCGGAUCGGAAACGUACAGGAACCAGAAGGGCAAUAAGCACGUAGGUAUGAGCUCGGCUCGGCUCAAUCCCACAACCCGCGGCGAGGCGAGGCGUCGCGUGGCGGGCGGCGGAGGAGGAACGCACGAGGGCCUCUUCUAUUCUCAAGCUCCAAUAGCAUGUAGAAGAGAAACCCUUAUAAAGAGGUCCAACUCCUUCUCCACUAGCAGGGUGGGGCUAAACUUUCCACUACACCUAGUGCCAUAUACCCACAUGGGCCCUUAGAGAUUUUUCAGAAUUUGCUAUAUGGGCCUAAAGCCCAUCCCAAAUUUCAGCAAUUUGAUUGUGCUGAUCAUUCCUCUUUGAGGUUCUUUGUGUUGGAUCGAGUAUUAUGAAUCUGAAAUUGUUUGAUGUGUAUCAUAUAAUUAACUCAUGGAUAUUUUCUGGUGACA
Messenger RNA from Aegilops tauschii subsp. strangulata, 2270 nucleotides. RefSeq lists its product as uncharacterized. Lineage: Eukaryota; Viridiplantae; Streptophyta; Magnoliopsida; Poales; Poaceae. The record is from RefSeq and is a predicted model, not a curated record.